Solea solea (common sole) is the source of this 3042-nucleotide messenger RNA. Its product is annotated as zinc finger protein 260-like. The record is from RefSeq and is a predicted model, not a curated record. Lineage: Eukaryota; Metazoa; Chordata; Actinopteri; Pleuronectiformes; Soleidae. Bases 317 to 2752 code for a protein of 811 amino acids. The transcript is spliced from 2 exons.
GUAUGUACUCCAGUCGUACUUCUCAACUACUCAAGUACAUAUUUGUGUUCUUGAGUAUUGAAAAGGGCCAAAGACACUUCCCCACUCCUUCGUCACGUGACCACAGUUUGUCCCAGCGGUGUUGCCAUACCCAGCUGUCCAAGAUGGUGGACAGACACACGCAUGCGCAGUGUCGAUGCGGCGAACUGUCUUUGUUUGUCCCGAGAGACAAAUGUCCUCAGUGUAGCAGCUGCGGUGUCUCUGUAUCACAGGACAGAGGACACAUGAAGACACGGACCUGUCCUCGCGCUGAGAGCCGAGGCUAACCGAGGCGGAGAUGGACGACGUCCAGCAGCUACAGAUUCAGCAGCAGCAGCAGCAGCAGUGGAGGUCCAGUGGGGACCAGCAUCCCCACAUUAAAGAGGAAGAGAAGGAAGUGUCCAUCAACCAGGAGGAGGAGGAGCAUCAGAGACGUGAGGUGAAUGCAGAAGUGGUUCAGUUAACUUCUGCCUGUGUGAAGAGUGAAGAAGAUGAAGAGAAACCCGAGUCGUCACAAGCAGCCAGGGACUCAGGACAUUCGUCUUCUGAGACAGACGUCAGUGACGGGGACUGGAAGGAGACAGAAGUGACGUCCACUUUAAAGCCAAAGAAAAGUGUUUUGACAGCGUUUCAUUGUCUCCAGUGUGGAAAAGGCUUUAAGCACAACUUCAGUCUGAAGAGACACCUGAGAGUUCAUUCAGGAGAGAAAGCGUUCAGCUGCUCCCAGUGUGGGAAACGUUUCAUCCAUGAGGACAACCUGAAGUAUCACGAGAAGAAUCACACGGGCCAGAAACCCUUCAGCUGCUUUGGUUGUGACAAACGCUUUCACCGAAAGAGUGAAAUGAUGAGACACGUGAGAAUUCACACGGGAGAGAAACCGUUCAGCUGCUCUCAGUGCGGGAAACCAUUUAUCCAUAAGAACAAUUUAAAGGAUCAUGAGAAAAUUCAUACAGGAGAGAAACCGUUCAGCUGCUCCGAGUGCGGUAAAACAUUUUGCCGCAAGAACGACAUGGUGAGACACACGAGGACUCACUCAGGAGAGAAGAAGUUCAGCUGCUCUGUUUGUGGUGAAAGGUUCAGCAGGAAGGACAAUCUCAAAGACCACGAGAAGAUUCACGCGGGAGUGAUUCUCUACGGUUGUUCUAAGUGCCGAGAAAACUUCAGCCAAAAGGAAGAGCUGAAGGAGCACGAGAAGAUUCACACGGGAGAGAAACCGUUCACUUGCUCUGUGUGCGGUAAACAAUUCCAGCAAAGAUCACGUCUGACCAAACACAUGACCAUUCACUCAGGAGAGAAACCGUUCACUUGCUCCGUGUGUGGGAGCAGUUUCAAUCGAAAGGGAAAUCUGCGGAGACACAUGACGGUGCACGCCGAGGAGAAACCGUUCAGCUGCUCUGAGUGUGACAAACAGUUUGUGCAUGAGAUUGAUUUAAAAGAGCACGAGAAAGUUCACACAGGAGAGAGACCGUUCAAAUGUCCCCGGUGUGACAAGACAUACACGCGGAAGAAGGACAUGGUGAGACACAUGAGAGUCCAUUCAGGAGAGAAACCUUACAGCUGCUCUGUGUGUGGGAAAAGAUUUAUCCUGAAGAGUUAUCUGACCGAUCACGAGAAGAUUCACACAGGAGAGAAACAGUUCAGCUGCUCCGGCUGCAGCAAAACAUUCAGCAGGAAGAACGACAUGGUGAGACACAUGAGCGUUCAUUCAGGAGAGAAACCGUACAUUUGUUCUGUUUGUGGCAAAAGGUUCAUCUAUAAGAACAACCUGAAGGCGCACGAGAAAAUCCACACAGGUGAGAAACCUUUCAGUUGCUCUGUGUGUGGAAAGAGAUUCAGCCGGAAGAACGACACAGUGAGACACAUGAGAGUUCACACGGGAGAGAAACCGUUCAGCUGCUCCCAGUGUGGCGACAGCUUCAGUCAGAGGGACAGUUUAAAGGACCACGAGAGAAGCCACACGGGGCAGCAGCCGUUCAGCUGCAUCCACUGUGGGAAAAGAUUCAGUCGUCGCAGUGAAAUGAUGAAACACGUAAGGAUUCAUAUGGGAGAGAAACCCUUUGUUUGCUCUGUGUGUGGCAGAAGAUUCAUUCACAAGAACAAUCUCAAGCAACACAAGAAAAUCCACACAGGUGAGAAACCGUUCAGUUGCUCCGAGUGUGAGAAAAGUUUUUAUCGGAAAUCGACUCUUCAACGACACUCGAGAAUUCACAUGGGAGUGAAACCGUUUGGUUGCUCUGAGUGUGGUUCGUGCUUCUGUUAUAAGACCAGUCUGAUGACUCACAUGAGAGCUCACACACGCCAGGAGCUUCUCAGACGCUCGGGGGACACUGGAAGUUCUGCAGAGAAACCCUUUAUGUGCCACGUGUGCGGUAAAGGAUUUAUACAUAAGAACAAUCUGAAGGCUCAUGAGAAAAUUCACAGCGGAGAGAAACCGUUCUGUUGCCCGUUCUGUGGGAAAGGUUUCACACGACUGAGGAACCAGAUCGUUCACAUGUCGGUUCACACGGGAGAGAAACUCUUCAGCUGCUCCGUGUGUCACCGCAGGUUCACCUGGCAUCAUCAGAUCAAACGACACCAGUGUGACGCUGAGUCAGCACAACUGGACCAGAACCACGCCGAGGCGGAGCUUAUCAACGACGACUCACAACUGGACCAGAACCACGCCGAGGCGGAGCUUAUCAACGAUGACUCACAACUGGACCAGAGUCAGACUGACAAGAGCGUUGAGGAUUGAAGGACCAGAACCAGCCCAGAACAUUUAAAGGUGUAUUCUGUGUAAAAUGUGAUAACGACGCUGAAGUGAAGGGUUACGUGUGUACACAUGUAUGUAUGUUAAUGUACAUAUACGUGUUUAAAUAUGUAAAUACGUCUGAAAAUGUUAUUUUUAAAUAAAGUGAUUAAUAACAAUUUUCUCGUUCAUUUUGACGAGUGAAUGUGUGAGUGAAUGUGAGGGUGAAUAUGAGUGAUGAACAGUUGAACCAGAAGAAAUGACUCAGUCCUGUAGGUUGUAAGUUUAUAUUAAUG